This is a messenger RNA of Diuraphis noxia (Russian wheat aphid), 795 nucleotides long. RefSeq lists its product as uncharacterized. The record is from RefSeq and is a predicted model, not a curated record. Lineage: Eukaryota; Metazoa; Arthropoda; Insecta; Hemiptera; Aphididae.
AUGAGCAAAAUGAAAAUUUUAACUUUAUCAUUUAAUGUAAUUAAUAUAAAAUUUCAAGAUGAUGUCUCUAUUGGUGGACAAAUAACAGCAAAUGUGAGGUUCUUGAAUUAUAAAGAUCAAAGAUUAUUUGAACCAGUUUUUCCUUCUUCGAAUCCAUUGUAUUUGUAUACCGGGGGAUCUUUUACAUUUGGUAUCAAUGGUCAUACAAAAUCUGAAUUGUGCAAGGAAUUCAUCGUAUACAUAAAUCUGUAUCAAACUGAUCCGGAAAAAAUGUUGUCAGAAUCUGUGGUAGAUGUCACCAAUGCUUUACGAGAUGUUUUCUGMAAUGACCCUACACCCGGUGAUUCUCCAAAACAGGUGAAAACUACUGUACGAUUCAACGACCAUAAGGGUGAACUUAUAGCCACUUUGGACAUAACCAUUGUUAUAGCUCCACCUACAACAAACCUCAUAAAUGACUUGCCCAUAGAUGUAGACAUCAAUAAUCAGUUUAUUAAUACAACAAUCGAUUGUCAUACAUGUCCAAAAGUAUCUGAUCUUAAAUGUCCCGAUGAUAAUGAGCACAGUGAUGAUGGUGAGUGGGAUAUGAUGUCUGCAAAACUCAAAAAUGGACAUUCAAUUGCUAUCAAAUAUAAAAGGAAAUAUUAUUCGUUUCAACCAACAGAACCCGAUGAACAUUGUGAAGUAGAAGAAGAUUCAAUUACCAAAAGCGAAGAAAAACUAAAUUCUCAUAUACUUAACUUGCUCUCAGAUAUGCAUAAUYUAAUAUUAGAAAAUCCAAAAUACCAGAAUUAA